GGUGCAACACCCGGGCUCUCCUGUUUAUUCAUCGGGAAUCUUGCGCCACAGCAGCGCUCCAGGGGGAGAGGGCAACUGCCAGGGCCAGAGAAGGGCCGGGAUUGGUUUAGAAUCACAGAAUCGUUCAGGGUGGAAAAGAAAACUGGGAUCAUCAUCGAGUCCCGCCACUCCCCCAGCGCAGCCUGUCCCACGUCCGCAAGUGCCACAUCCGCGGCUGUUAAAUCCCUCCGGGACGGGCAGGCCAGCUCUGCCCUGGAGGGUUUAUUUUGGGGGUUUCACCCCCUCCAGGCUGCGGGGGCAGAGCAGCGCCCUGGGGAGCUGCAGCAGGGGCUGGUCCGCACACGCUGGGCCGGGCAGGGCUGCAGCCCGUCGGAUGUGACUCAUCCUGGAGGCUCAUCCCGCUCCUCCCCCGCUCCUCCCGUGCCUCUCCUGUGUCCCCGCCGCCGUGGGACCCUCGCUGCCACCGCCGCCGCCGUGGCUGGAGCCGCUCCGGCGCGUUGCGUGCCCGUGUUGGCAGGGAAGGGAGCCAGAACUGCCCCCGUGCCCUGUCCUCGGCCCCGCAUGGACCUCCCGGCGCAGGAUGGAGCUGAGGCACCCCUGGAGGGGAGCCCCGAGGCUGAGGGGCCCGAGGGGCCGGCGGGGCGCUGGUCGGGGGCCCAGGUGGGCUCCUGGCUGGCUGCGCACGGCGGGGCCGCAGAGCUGGCUCGGGAACACGCCCUGACGGGCCGAGCGCUGCUGCGCCUCACCGAGGGGUCCCUGCGGCGCAUGGGGGUCACCCCGCGGAGCCGGCGCCGGGAGCUGCUGCGGGAGCUGCUGCGGCUGCGGCUGCAGCAGGAGAUGCAGGAGCUGCGGAGCAUCGCCGGGGAGUGAAGAUGAUGUCCCUGGGGAUGUCCCGGAGCCUGUGGGAGCAGAGGAGAUAGGACAGGAGGAUAAAGCAGCUGGGACUGAGCAACACAAGCAGGAAUAGUCCUGGAGGAGCCCCGAGAUCACUGUGACCCCCCAAAAAUCCAGAACCUGCCCAGCACAGAAGCUGAUGAGGACAGCAGAAGCUUAGAAGUGAAAUUUGAUCCAUGGGGCUGAGCAGUUACCCCAGCCAGGCAGAAAGUAGGUCUAGAACUGAUCUUAUGUGAAAUAGAGGAUCACAAACACAAAGGCACUCAUUGGCAUGCUGAAAAACUUCAGAAAUGUUUGCAAAAAUCUAUAAUUGGGUCCAAAAUGGCUCAGAUUGUGCAAUCAAGAAUCCAACGAAGGGUAGUUUGUUAAAGAAACAACCCUGACAAGGCUACAAAAUAAUGCCGGGAGCUAUAAAAUCUGGAAAUGUUCUGGGUGAACACUGGCAGAUUGAUUUUACUGAAUUGCUCUGACAAGGGGGGGGUAUAAAUCCCUCCUGGUUCUGGUGGGUACUUUUCUGGGUGGCCAGAAGGCUUCCAACACCAGUCACACCAACCAGGUUAGGGAAGUGACUGAAGUAUUGUCAGACCAAAUAACACCUGGACUGGGGGUACCUUUGAUGCCUUGAGAAGGCUGACCUGGAACAGAGACUGGACAGUGCUAAGAGAAUAAAGUUGAUAUUUAUUGAAAGGCCUUUAAGGGUACACCUUGGGCAGGACAAGAGCCUGGCCAGGGCUACACCCAAGAUGGACCGAAAAUGAACCCAAAAUGGUCACAGAAUGGACCCCUGGUCAUGAGGUCUCAUAUUUUUAUAAGUUUUGAUCCAUUUGUAUAUUGGGGUUUAAUUGUCCAAUUACAGCUUCAGAUUAUGACAUCCCAUCCUUCUUGUUUUCUCUUUUCAGUCCACUCCUGUUUGUGCUUUUGGGCCUGAAAAUUUGUAACUCUUGUCCUUGGUUUCCAGCAGGAGCAGGAUUUGUUUUGUGUCCCUGCCCUGUGCAGAGCUGAGUGACCCUGAGUGUGAGCUCAGAGCUGCACCCCUGGGCAGCACAGUCUGAAAUACAUCAAAGAUAAAAAGGCAUCACCUUUGGGAAUGUCAUCAGACAGAGAUUCCCACGUUAUUGCAGAAGGGAUACAACAGCCUAGGAAAGCCUUGGGAAUAGCUUGGGAUUUUCACACUCCUUCCAGGACCCAAACCAGUGGCCAAGUGGAGUGAGUGAAUUGUACAAUCAAAUUGCAGUUGGGUAAAAUAUGUCAGGAAACCUCCUUGACCUGGGUCCAAGCCUUAUCUGUUUCUCUGUUUCAAAGCAGAGCCUCCGGAGGCUCUGCUUCUCUCCCUCUCCCCUCUCCCCUUCCCUCUCUCCCCCUCCUCUCCCCUCUCCCUCAGUAGCCAUGUUGCCUUCCUGGGGUCGAACUCCAAAUAAAUCCUCAUCUCAUCACCACCUCACCAGCUGUCUGGAGUCUCCUUGCCUGCCUGCAUGCAAAUACCAAAGAACCUAGAGCCUGGGGGCUCCCAGGGAACCCUCCCCGGGGACACCCCAAAAUCCAAAUUACAACACCGGCUGUGCCAAGGACCAAUCCCAGAUUUGCCAGCAGAUUUGGGUAACAGUGCAGAACAAAGCUGUUCUUUUAUGGCAACAGGUGUUGUGGUGCCCAGACUUUGGAGCAAGGACUGGAAAAGACUCUUUUUCAUACGAUUUCUCAGAGACUUUUAUUCCCCAAGAGGGGGUUGUGAAAAGGAUUAAGGAACAAAGCCCAUGCCUGCUUUUAAAACCGAGGGGUGGGGUGUGUGGAACAAGCAGGUCAUUGGUCCCAGGACAGUUGGACACAGGUUUUUCCAUAACAUAGGGCAGGGUCAGGGGAAAGAUGGACAGCUGACCGAAGCUUCUAGGGGCAGGGCAGGGGUAGGAGAGGCAGACUAAGAGACAAAAAGGGGGACACGCCUGGACAGCACUCGAUGCAUCAAGCAUGGGGAAACAGGGAAGAACCAUUGAAAUACAGAACUCAAAACAGCUUAACAAAAACCCACCACCACAGGUGGCCAACAGAAACAUCAGGAUUAACACUAGAGAUGGGUUUGAGGGUCCAAAGUACCACCUGGUAGACAGGCAGUGGCCCUCCUUUUGUUCCAAGCCCAUCUGUGGUACAGAGACCAUCCUGCUUUGUCCAGAGUCAGUUUGGGAGUUUCCAGAAUCAACAGCACCCCAGCCAUGACUGCUCACAGGCAGCUGGACCAUCCUUGGCAUAAGGGAAUAAUUCAAAAGGUCCUGUGGCAUCUGGCAAGCCCAAAGAUGGAGCCCUCACUGGUAUUUUCCUAAAUUGUUUGAAAGCAGCCCAAGUAUCAUCAGUCCAUAAAAUAAAAUCUUUAUGGGCAGUUUAACGAGCCCAUGCAAAAGUUGGAGCAAUAAUCAAAACUACUGAUCCACUCCCUGGCCAUUCUGAGAAAGGCACACAAUUCCCUUACAGUUCCACAUGCUUACUUUCCUUUGUCCUCAGAAAACCCAGGAAGGUCACAGUCAUUUUCAUCACUUGGGUCUUCUCCUUCAAUAACCUGUAACUAUUUAAUCUUAAAAAGUUUCACAGUUUAACAGGUCUCAGUCCUGUUCUUUAGUUUCAGUGCCUCGCAGGACAUCAUCAGCAUAUUGUAACAGAGCCCCUUGUGGAUUAAAGGACUUCUGCUCUUCUAAUUCCUUUGCCAAUUGAUUCCCAAAAACUGUGGGGGUAUUUUUAAAAUCCUUGUGGCAGUGCAGUCCUGUCUGUGGAUUUUCCCACUCUGAUAUGAAUAGUUCCUGGCUGUCACAGCUUAAAGGUGUGCAGAGAAAAGUGUCCUUUCAAUCUAUUGCAGUGAAACAUUCACAAUUUUCUUUUACUGUGGUUAAGACUGUGUGUGGGUUAACAACUGUAUUAUUUUAUUGAUCGCUCUUAAGUAUUUUCAUUUGAAUGUCUCCUUCCUGAAACUUGAUCUCUGCAUCAGAUUUUUCCAGUGACCUGCCUCCUAAUAAUGGUUUUUGGAGAGUUAGGCAGACACAAAAAUUGAUGGUCUGUCCAUAAUUUUCCCAGUUUGAAUUUAAUUUGCUUUGGUUUCACGAGUUCCAGUGACACCUCUGGCACUGACAAGUGUGAUGGAGUCAGCACUAAUCUUCUCUUGCUGGGUAUUUAAUACUGAAUAAAACCUCCUGUGUCUACCAAAACCUCUCAUUUUUCAUUUCCCAGUGUGUUGGGGAAGAUGAGAGUUUAACAAGAAAGUUUUACAGAUAUGAAUGCUUAGCAGAAGGCUCUCUGAAUGUAGAACUUGUAAAAUAGAGAUGGAAGCAAGUUUUGAUAUAGAAGAAUAAAAGACGUCUAAAGUUAGACUUACUGAGUCAGUUGUUAUUGGACAACUAAGAAGAGAAAGGUUGAGUUGGAAGGAGAUUUUAUGACUAGAACAAAGGAUGUGUUGACCACAAACAAAAAGAUGUUUUUACCAAGUAAAGAUAAAUCUCAAGAAAACCCUAGGCAAAUGAAAAGUUGUUUUUACCAAGUAGAAAAAAGGUCUAAGAAAUCUCCACUGCAAAACAACUUUAAGUUUAAACCGUAACAUACU
Messenger RNA from Prinia subflava (tawny-flanked prinia), 4471 nucleotides. Its product is annotated as protein aveugle-like. The transcript has 4 exons. The coding region runs from base 562 to 870 and encodes 102 amino acids. NCBI's taxonomy places the organism in Eukaryota, Metazoa, Chordata, Aves, Passeriformes, Cisticolidae. Gene Ontology annotation, molecular function: protein binding. Gene Ontology annotation, biological process: cell surface receptor protein tyrosine kinase signaling pathway. The record is from RefSeq and is a predicted model, not a curated record. Gene Ontology annotation, cellular component: cytoplasmic side of plasma membrane.